Molecule: messenger RNA, 924 nt
Organism: Musca domestica (house fly)
Lineage: Eukaryota; Metazoa; Arthropoda; Insecta; Diptera; Muscidae
Product: alpha-tocopherol transfer protein-like
Exons: 2
Coding region: 1-924 (307 amino acids)
Cellular component (GO): membrane
Molecular function (GO): phosphatidylinositol bisphosphate binding
Source: RefSeq, a predicted model, not a curated record
AUGAUGCUCACCAAGCCCACACCCGAAGAAUGCGUCAGCAUUCGCGAAGAAUUGCGUGAACCCGAAAACCAAGAAGAAGUUGAAAGUGACAUUAAAUUGAUCCGUGAAUGGCUCGACAGCCAACCCCAUUUGCCCAAGGACAUGGACGAUGUUCGUCUAACCAAUUUCUUGCGAGGCUACAAAUUCAUUUUGGAAAAGGUCAAGAAGAAGUUGGACAUGUACUAUAGCAUGCGUACUGCCAUUCCGGAGUUCUUUAGUGAACGUGAUAUUGCCCGUGAAGAAUUGAAUCUGGUCUUGGAAUAUGCGUACUGCCCGGUGAUCACUCUGACUUCCAAUGGCCGCCGCAUCAAUUUCAUUUGCGGUGUCGAUUGUGAUUUCCAAGCCAGCCAAUUCAACGAUGCCAUGAAGGUCACCAUGAUGUUGGGCGAUGUUCGUCUGGCCGAAGAGUGUGUCGGCAUUGCCAGUGAUAUUUUCGUUUUGGAUGCUGCCAUUGCCACCACCUCUCAUUUUGCCAAAUUCUCGCCUAACGUCAUUAAGAAGUUCUUCAUUUGUGUUCAAGAAGCCUAUCCCGUUAAGGUCAAGGAAGUCCGUUUCUUCAAUACCUCACCCUUAGUAGAUACCAUCUUCAAAUUCAUCAAGCCCUUCGUCAAGGAGAAGUUGCUCAGCCGUGUCCACUUCCAUCCUGACUUGGAAAGCCUGUACAAGAGCGUGCCAAAGGAUAUCUUGCCCGAAGAAUAUGGUGGCAUGGCUGGUAAGAUUAACGAUUUUAUUAGCCAAUGGAAUGCCAAGUUGACCGAUUACACUCCCUGGUUCAAGGAACAAGAAUCCAAGAAAUCCAAUGAGUCCCUACGUCUCGGCUCACCCAAGACCAGUGAUAAUCUCUUCGACAUGGAGGGCACCUUCAGACAAUUGAAUAUCAAUUAA